Molecule: messenger RNA, 5160 nt
Organism: Coniosporium apollinis CBS 100218
Lineage: Eukaryota; Fungi; Ascomycota; Dothideomycetes
Exons: 6
Coding region: 1-5160 (1719 amino acids)
Biological process (GO): mitotic spindle organization; microtubule-based movement
Molecular function (GO): microtubule binding; microtubule motor activity; ATP binding
Source: RefSeq, a predicted model, not a curated record
AUGGCGACCUCUCCGCCAGCGUCGCCGGCGGGCGGAGUGCACCAGCGACCCAUGAGCGCCAUGAUCCGGUCGAAUCGCAGUUCCAGUCGCAUGAGCGCAAGCAGCAAGCACGGUGGCGGAAGCAGAGCCUCCGACGAGGACACCAAGACCGCCGUCAAAGUCGCAAUCCGCGUCCGCCCUCCAAUUCAACCUUCAGACCCGGGCUACGAGCUUAUUCCGCAGCGGUUCCGUGGAUCAACGUGUCACGUCACUACGCCUACUAGCUUAGCUGUCGAAUCCGCCCAGGGCAAGAAGCUCUUCAUCUUCGACCGGGUGUUUGGCGAAGACGUAGAUCAGGAAAGCAUAUGGGGCUACUUGAACGAGAGCGUGAGCUCCUUCGUCCAGGGCUACAAUGUCUCUAUCCUCGCAUACGGCCAGUCUGGCGCUGGGAAGUCGUACACAAUGGGCACCACCGGCACAAAAGAGCAGAGUGAUCCGUCGCUGAUGGGUGUCGUCCCACGUGCAGCGGCCGCCCUUUUCGAGAAGUUGACCGGGUCUUCAAGCGCCCGUCCUGGCUCCGGUGCCUGGACACCUUCGCGGUAUUCCACACAUGCUCUGCCAACGUUGCGGAGUUUAGCGAGCGCAGGAGAUAGGAAUUGGCAGUUGAAAGCAACAUACGUUGAGAUCUAUAACGAGCAAUUGCGUGACCUGCUAGUCCCAGAGAAUGUACCGCAAAGCGAGCGCACUCAAGUUAUGAUUCGGGAAGACCCCAAGGGUAGAAUCAUCCUUACCGGACUACAGCAAGUCACAAUCAAUUCCAUAGAUGACCUCCUUGGCGCACUCAACUUUGGCUCCUCUAUCCGCCAGACUGACGCGACGGCCAUCAAUGCGAAGUCCUCCCGUUCUCAUGCAGUGUUCAGCUUGAACCUGAUUCAGAAAAAGAACAAGACUCCAGCCACCCCAGUCCAAGAAAAGCGGUUUUCGGUGCCGAUAGAGGCUACGUCUAGCUUAGAGAACUCAAUAACGAUUGACAGCAAGCUUCACUUUGUGGACCUUGCGGGCAGCGAGCGCAUGAAGAAUACGGGUGCCCAAGGCGACAGGGCGAAGGAAGGCAUCUCGAUCAACGCAGGCCUCGCAAGCUUAGGCAAGGUCAUCGCGCAGCUAUCCUCUCGGGCCGCCGGUUCGCACGUCUCUUAUCGCGACUCGAGACUCACAAGAUUGCUCCAAGAUUCUCUUGGUGGCAACGCGAUUACCUACAUGGUAGCGUGCGUCAAUCCCGCCGAAUUCCACCUUAGUGAAACGCUGAAUACCGUUCAAUAUGCCCAACGAGCUCGUGCCAUUCAAAGCAAGCCACAGAUCCAGCAAGUCUCGGAUGACAGCGAUAAGCAAGCGAUGAUAGACCGCCUACGCGCCGAGGUCUCAUUCUUGAGAGACCAAAUCAGGUUGUCUGAGAGGACUGAGCGUAGAAACAAUGCACCUCAAGAGCGAGCGGAGCGGCAGCAUGAGCGCGAAGCGGAGCUGCAGAAUCAGUUACUUGACAUUCAAGAGAACUACAAUGCCCUCAGCAAACGUCAUGCGAAGCUUAUCUCCGAGAUCACCAAAGCAGGAGACAACGAGGACAAUUCCAUGCUCAAGGACACUGUUGGUAACAGCGCGGUCGAGAGACUCAAACGGUCCAAUUCUUUUGCCGAAGCUGUCGAGCAGGUUGUGCUUGAAUACGAAAAGACCAUCCAGAGCUUAGAGGCGUCUCUGUCAAAUACGCGAGGUUCGUUGGCUAGUAGCGAGAGCACCCUCAUGGAAAAGGAAACAAAGAUUACCUACAUGGAGACAGUGACUCAACAGCUUCAAGCACGGAUCCAAAAAGCGAUGGACCGAGAGGCGAAUAAUGAACAGUACCUGCACGAUCUUGAAUCUAGGAUUGAUGGCAUCACGUCUGGGGAGGAGAAAAACUCAGCCAUCAUUCAGGAGCUGCGGAGAGAGCUAAGUCGCACGCGAGAGAAUGAAACAAGCUGUGAAGAAUAUAUAUCAACUCUCGAGGAACGCUUGGCCGAGGCCGAACAAGAUCACGAGUUGAUGCAACGCGAGAUUGAUCGCCUUGAACACGUAGUCGAGCGACAACGAAGUAUUGGCAAGCUAGAUCAUCUCCUUUACGAACUCGACCAUGUCCGGCAGAACGAUGUCAUAACUGAUGGUGAGCCACUGACCAACGGACAUUCGCAAAAGGACAGCGACGAUUUCCAAUCUGUUGCAAGCUACACUCAGCCGAACGGCUAUAGCGGAGUGGACAGUGAGGCUGGCGCGCAGAAUCCGUCAAGCAACACACCGGAAGGGAGCAGAAGAGGCUCAGCAGCCGUUGAUCUAGUUGCAGAACCUCGAGAGAUGUCGCCACUCGCCACGCGUUCCAAGCAAGUCUUACCCAAUCUGCCAAGGACGCCACCCAUGAGCUCGGCUGAGCCUCCACACAGUCCGGCGCAGUCAAAGUUCGUGGCCGACAAACUCGAAACAGUCACUCAGGAACUCUUCGACCUUCGGAUGGAGCAUGAGACUGCUGUCAACGACUACGACGAGCUUGCAAGGAAGUAUGAGAUUGCGUUGAACACCUUGGCCGAGAUGCAAGAUGCUGUGGACGAAGCACGUCGUGGACCUGUACGAGUUGCUGGGUCGUCUUUUUUAGUGGACGCGGGGGUGAACGAACUCAAGGAGGAUGGACAAUCUUCAUCCUCGCGUACCUUAUCUUCGGAAUUGUCCUCGCUUGGAGAGUCUACCAAUACUCCGGAAGACUCGGUCAUCAUGGAUACUUCUAAUGCCGAGACGAUGCUAGGCAACCCGGAAGAGCAAAAUCUGCCGCAAAAGGAAGAGGCACUAGCUCAACAGAUCCGGGCGUUGAAGAGAAUGAACGCGGAGAAAGAGGAGAGCAUGGUCGAGCUUUCAGAAAACUAUGCGCAGUUGGAAGAGAGGCACCGUGACGCCCUCGAAUAUGUCGGGGAGCUGAAAGUGGAGAUCCAGCGCGUGCAGCUAGCUCGCCCUGCUUCACCUACGGUCCACGUCAUUCGACGCAAAUCAAGCCAGAAUAUCACCGCGAAUGACCGCGCGAACAGAUCAUGCGCAGCCUUGCGUACCAUCGCAACCGAAGAGUUUGAAGGGCGGCCCGACGUCAGUCAGACCUUUGAGCUUAACGUGAAUGCCGUGAUGACGGAACUGCACAUGCGCUCCGAGCGCGUACAGGCUCUUGAGGCUGAAGUGGCCGCCCAGCGAAAGGACAUGGAAGCCAAGAUGACGAUCAUCUCAGGCCUCACACGGGAGCGAUCUAGCUUGAAGUCCUCGCCGAUGGACAUUUCUGUGGUUUCUGCGAUGCGAGACCAGCUGCUUGAAAGCGAAAACCAAAUUCGCGAGCUCCAGCGGUCCCAUGCCGAUCGAGAGCGCGAGCUUCAAGAGCAAGUUAACAGCACUGACUCGAAAGAGUUGGGAUCCGGACCUACUUUGGACGAAGUCCAUGACGAGGGGAUUAGCCGCCUUCGGAGCGAGGUCGAUGAAUGGAAAGCGAAGCACUUUUCAAGUAUGGAGUCGAUGAAGGCCUCUGAGCGACAGCUUCUUACUACUAUCCACGACUUAGAGGAUUCAUUGCGUGCGUCAGCUUCUUCGCUGUCUGGAUCUCCCGAAGCCGUUGAUCAACAAGUCAGAAGUCCGGAAGUCAUCGUUACGAACACAGAUGAUGCAGAAACUAGUAACAAUGAAACCACCACAGGCUUGAAGAGGGAGCUCACCGAAUAUAAGAAACUGGCUGCCGUCAGUGCAUCGAAGUUGGCAGAGGUAGAACGGUCAUAUCACAACGUUCUGAAUCAAGUGGAAAACGACGCAGAAGCUAAAAGGCUUACCGAGAAUGAACUCCAAGCGCACCGCGACCUCAUUGCGAACCUGGAGCGCCAGAUCGAGGAACAAAAGGCUGCCGUUGCGUUGCACCAGCAAGGGUUGGACUCCCUCCGAGAAUCGCACAAAAACGAAAUCGAAGACCUCAGUGCUCGGUUGUCGGCGAGCAAGGCUGAAUCGGAACAGCGGCUUGCUGCGCAGUUGAAAGAACAGGGAGAUGCCACCGUUGCUGCCCAGGAAUUGCUCGAGAGAUAUGAAGCGGAGAUGUCCGAUCUUCUUCGAAAAGUCUCUGCUGCGCUUGGCAAAGAAAUUGACGCUACUACUAUCCAUGAGCAUGUCUUGAAUCUGUUGAAGGAACGAACUAUUCUUGUUACGCAGUACAAAGAGGCAGCGGUAAACCUGAAGAAAGCCACGGAAGAACUCGACGCUGCCCAGUCAACUGCUGUUACGCUCAGAAUCCAGCUUGGAGAUCUUCAGAUUAAGAGUCAGGCUACAUCUAAAGAGCUCGAUGCUAUUCGUGAACGGGAGAAGAAAAGCUAUCGCCUAGUCGAAGAGCUCGAGGAGCAACUCAACUCGAACUAUGACCAGCACCAUGCUGCUAGUAACAGAUUGUCUGCUCUACAGUCCGAACGACAGGUGCAACUCGAGGAAGUAUUGCAAGCGAAAGCGGAGGUUGAGAGAGAGCUUGAGGAGUCUCGGGCUAGGGUCUCGCAGCUGGAGGUUCAAUUGACAGAGGGCAGGCGAAGCUCGCGGACCUCUCAGCGAGAGUCCCUUGACCCACGAGACAUAGGGGUUAACCGACGACAUUCGGGUGACUCUAAUCUCCGCAAGAGCGCAUCGCAUACAACUUUACCCUCUCCACCACCCGCUAUACCUCUUCCACCUCUGCCAGGCGGCCCACCAAAUGCCUCGAACACACAAUCACCACCCAGCUCUCGCCACCAGAGCAAGGAUCUCGCUCAAACGCAGCUGGUCGAGGAACAGGAGGCCCGCAUCCGGACCAUCGAAAAGCAUCUCUUUGCCGAGAAGCAACUCACUGCAACACUUGAGGAAGCCUUGACUGAUCUUGAAUCGUCUAGCACCAAGACCAAGUCUGAGAUCGAAGCUUGGCGAAAGCGGUGCGCAGGUCUCGAAGAAGAACUCAACGUUAUGAAGAAGGAGCGCAAUGUCACGCGAUACUCGCUUCAGGCCGUGGAAGAGGAGCGGAACGCUCGACUACGCGUCGAGGCCGAGCGCGCUCACCUCGAGGCGCGUAUGGCUGCUCUCAACCAGGCUACCAAGAAGAAGAAGAAGAGCGCUCUCAUGUGUUUCUAA